Messenger RNA from Colletotrichum graminicola M1.001, 1500 nucleotides. RefSeq names its product 3-dehydroquinate synthase. NCBI's taxonomy places the organism in Eukaryota, Fungi, Ascomycota, Sordariomycetes, Glomerellales, Glomerellaceae. Gene Ontology annotation, molecular function: 3-dehydroquinate synthase activity. Gene Ontology annotation, biological process: antibiotic biosynthetic process. The transcript is spliced from 3 exons. Bases 1 to 1500 code for a protein of 499 amino acids. The record is from RefSeq and is a predicted model, not a curated record.
AUGGCCUCAGACAUGAAGGCGACGGUAGAGCCCACCAACAAGGGGUUCUCCGUCUGCGGCUACGAGAAGAUCGAGUAUGACUUUGAGUUUCUCGAUGGCGUCUUCAACAAGCAGAACAGCCAGCUGGCCGACUGUUACUCGCGCUGGAAGCGGUGCCUAGCCGUCAUGGACCUCAACAUCUUCAACCUCUACGGCAAGGAGAUGAAGGAGUACUUUGACCACUACAGCAUCGAGCUCAAGAUUCACAAGACCAUGAUUGGCGAGAAGGCCAAGUCCAUGGAGACGCUGCUGAGCAUCGUCGACUCCAUGACCGAGUUUGGCGUCUACCGCAAGGAGCCUGUUCUCGUUGUCGGCGGUGGCCUCGUCACUGAUGUUGCUGGCUUCGCAUGCGCCGCCUACCGCCGCAACACGCCCUUCAUUCGCAUUCCCACUACGGUCAUUGGCCUGAUCGACGCCUCCGUUUCCAUCAAGGUCGCCGUCAACUACGGCAACUACAAGAACCGUCUCGGCGCGUACCACGCACCCACACACACCUUCCUCGACUUCACAUUCCUGCGUACACUCCCCACCGCCCAGAUCCGCAACGGCUUCGCCGAGCUGAUCAAGAUCUCCACAUGCGCGCACCUUGAGACGUUCGACCUGCUCGACCGCUUUUGCGAGGAGCUCAUCAAGACCGGCUUCGGGCGCUGCGAUGGCGCCAGCCAGGAUGUCAGAGAGGCCGCUGACAAGAUCAACCGCAACGGCAUCCACGAGAUGUUGAAGCUUGAGACCCCCAACCUGCACGAAAUCAUGUUAGACCGUGUCAUUGCCUACGGCCACACUUGGUCCCCCCUUCACGAGCUCUCCCCUGACGUGCCCCUGCGCCACGGCCAUGCCAUUUCCAUCGACAUGGCCUUCUCCGCAACACUCGCCCACGUGCUCGGCAAGCUCUCCUCCGAGGAGCACCGCCGCCUUCUGAACCUGUUCUCCCGCGCCGGUCUCUCCAUGGACCACCCGCUCUUCGACGAGGACAUGCUCGACAAGGCGACGUCGGCCAUCCUCAAGACCCGCGACGGCCAGCUGCGCGCCGCCGUACCCUCGCCCCUGGGCCAGUGCGUGUUCCUGAACGACGUCUCCCACAAGGACAUGUGCGCCGCCCUCAAGGUGCACAAGGACCUCAUGAAGGAGUAUCCCCGCGAGGGUGCCGGUCUCGAGGCGUACGUCGACGCCAGCGACACGGGCUACACGAUAAACGGCACUUCCGUCGAGGACGAGUCGCGCACGGUGCUGAACGGCGUUGAGAAAGUUGUCGUGAGUGACGAUACCUCCAACGGCCCCUCAUCAAACGGCUCCUCGACCCCCGAGUACGGCCUGUCGAACGGCAAGAACCUGGGCCGGGACGGCGCAGAGUACGCUGCUGCCGGCUUCGAGUCCGAAGUCACGAAGAAGCUGGACGGCGGCAAGGAGGGCAUCAAGGGUUACGGCAAGGCCCAGGUCGAGGUCGGGCACGAGUGCUGCUGA